This is a messenger RNA of Hibiscus syriacus, 1834 nucleotides long. RefSeq names its product protein GRAVITROPIC IN THE LIGHT 1-like. The record is from RefSeq and is a predicted model, not a curated record. Bases 304 to 1659 code for a protein of 451 amino acids. The transcript has a single exon. NCBI's taxonomy places the organism in Eukaryota, Viridiplantae, Streptophyta, Magnoliopsida, Malvales, Malvaceae. Gene Ontology annotation, biological process: response to red or far red light; negative gravitropism.
UCUUCUUCCUCUUUCUUCUUCCCGUUGUUCCUCUGUAUCUGGCUUUCACUUUUUUCCCGUCUUGUCGAAAAAGUAUACCGUUUUUCUUCACUUGUUUCAAAAGAAGGCUGAAGGGUUCUCCUUUAAAGACCUCGGUUUUGUUAAAUCAUUUUGCUUUUCCUUUUUUCAUCCAAGUCCUCAUCAUUGUCAUUAUUUUCAUAGAUCUUUAUUGCCUACCCCAUUUUUCCUUUUCCUCAUUCCUUUGUUUACUUAUUAGUUACUGCCUGUUAAAGUUGAUUGAAGAAACUCUCUUUGAGAUCACAUAUGCAGAUGGAAGCAGUGAUGCCAUCGGCUGUAACACCAUCAAAGAGUAAAAGGGCUCGAACUUUAUCGAAAGUCCUUCACCGGCACUCGAAGGCGGCUGGGGUUGUCCCCGACGAUAGGGUUCACAAGGUUAAGCCGCCCAAGGAAACUGAAGAAUGGAAAUUAUCCCAGAAAUUUGACAGAUUACACGAUGAAGAGCUUGAAAGAAAGCUGGCCUUGGAAGCACUUGUUGCGAAAAUCUUUGCGUCUGUUUCAGCUAUUAAAGCAGGAUAUGCUCAGUUGCAGUAUGCUCAAUCUCCUUACGACGCUGAAGGGAUCCAAGGAGCCGAUCAAUUGAUUGUUUCCGUCUUGAAAAAACUGUCCGAAUUGAAGCAGUGUUCCCUGAAGAAACAGUAUGAUUUUUCCCCAGAACAAGCAAUGGCUUUAGCCGAAAUCCAGGAACUGAAGAGUCUUUCAACGACGUUUAAAAUCAUGGGAAAGAAACUGGAAUCUCAGAUGAGACUCAAAGAUUCCGAGAUCAUUUUUCUCCGAGAAAAGUUGGAUGAAUCCGAUAAGCAAAACAGGUUGCUGGAGAAGAGAUCAAACCAAAACGGUCAGUUAGUUGUGCUCGACAAUAUAAACCUGUCCGGCUUAAAUCCGAUACAUUUCAUCACUGUUCUUCGACAAACUGUGAAGUCGAUUCGAAGAUUCGUCAGGCUGAUGAUCGACGAAUUGAAGUUGGCUGAUUGGGAUAUCAAUGCGGCAGCAAGUUCCAUCGAAAGAGGUGUGGUGUAUUGGAAAGAAGAUUACAAAUGUUUUGCAUUCGAGUCCUUCAUUUGCAGGGAAAUGUUCAAGUCCUUCCACCUACCAUAUUUCUCUCUUUUUGGUAGCUCAGUGCCAGAAGAAAAGAAGCAUCCCCAACUCUUUUUCGAUCGGUUUACGGAAUUGAAAUCCAUGAAAGCUGGAGAAUAUUUAGCUUUGAAACCGAAAUCAACAUUUGCCAAAUUUUGCAGGAACAAGUACUUGGAAGUUGUUCAUCCUAAGAUGGAAUCAUCAUUUUUUGGCAAUUUGAACAAUAGAGAAAUGGUGGGUUCAUAUCAGUUCCCAGACACACCACUUUUCACCAUGUUUGCCGAAAUGGCAAAAAGGGUUUGGCUUCUGCAUUGCUUAGCAUUCUCCUUCGAGCCCGCAGCAUCAAUCUUUCAAAUAAGCAAAGGGUGUAGGUUUUCAGAAGUGUACAUGGAAAGUGUAGCCGAGGAAGCCUUCCUUUCACCAGAACCGGAACCCCGAGUUGCGUUCACCGUCGUCCCGGGAUUCAGGGUCGGAAAGACAGUAAUACAAUGCCAGGUAUAUCUCUCACAAUUCAAAACAAGGUAGCCCUUCGUUCUUGUAAGUUCAGAGGAAAUGGAUUCAGGGCUGUUGUUGUGGUUAGCCGGGGAAUUUGUCCCAUAGUUUGUAAGAUACAUUCCCUCAGUUUUGUUAAUUCUCAGUGGCCAAUGAUGUUCUAGCUGUUUGACAUUAUUGCUUUUUUAUGUGUACAUAAUUAUAUAGG